This is a messenger RNA of Tetrapisispora phaffii CBS 4417, 327 nucleotides long. It is a transcript of the gene PET191, whose product is annotated as Pet191p. Gene Ontology annotation, cellular component: mitochondrion. NCBI's taxonomy places the organism in Eukaryota, Fungi, Ascomycota, Saccharomycetes, Saccharomycetales, Saccharomycetaceae. The record is from RefSeq and is a predicted model, not a curated record. Bases 1 to 327 code for a protein of 108 amino acids. Gene Ontology annotation, biological process: mitochondrial respiratory chain complex IV assembly. The transcript has a single exon.
AUGGGUGCUAGUUGUCAUGACCAAAAAAGAGCAGUUGCCAUCUGCUUGCAAAGGUCACCAUGUGUGAUGAUUCAAAGAAAUACCCCACAGAAAUGUAUCGAAGAUCCAGCUCUUUCUAAGGACCUUCCUGAACUAUGCUUAGCACAAAUGAAAGCUUUCUUGGAUUGUAAACGAGGUAUGGUAGAUAUGACUAAGAGGUUUACUGGUAACGCAACUUUAUCUACUGGUAAAUAUGACGAACAAUAUGAUAAGCUAUGUAAAGGGGAUUUUGAUCCAAGAGAUGAACUACAUAAAUUGGAACUAUUGAAUAGCCAACGCAAGGAAUAG